Molecule: messenger RNA, 2857 nt
Organism: Atta colombica
Lineage: Eukaryota; Metazoa; Arthropoda; Insecta; Hymenoptera; Formicidae
Product: protein WWC2-like
Exons: 4
Coding region: 2480-2824 (114 amino acids)
Biological process (GO): cell migration; negative regulation of organ growth; regulation of DNA-templated transcription
Cellular component (GO): cytoplasm
Molecular function (GO): kinase binding; molecular adaptor activity
Source: RefSeq, a predicted model, not a curated record
AACGAAUCUAAUCAGAGUGCACCUGCAUCCACGGUGUAUUGUAUGGUGGUGCCAUUUUUGCGACGUAGCGGCAAAUAUGCGAGACAUAUUUGCGCGCGCGCGCAUGGUGAUCAGCCGACACAUACGAAAGAACUACCGGCAGAGUUUGAAAGGAGACAGCACAAUUGGCACCAGUACGAGAGCGACGAGGAUAGCUAUGCGGUCGAGAAAUCGGUGCGGGUGGAAGGGACGAUCGAGUGAGCGACGAAGACGGACGUCACGAGUUGGACGAGUUAAGACAACACGUCACGACACGCUGGUGGGAGACAGCUAUGUUCUUUGCGAUGAAUACGGAUGAAAGGGUAGUAGAGGGAGGCGGGAAGAGAUAGAACGCGAGCGGGAGAAAGAGAAAGACGAGUGACUGAGUGAGUGAGUGAGUGAAUGAGUGAGUGAGUGAGUGAGUGAGUAAGAGAGAGAGAGAGAGAGAGAGAGAGGAGGUAUUGCCAGGCAGCGCGCACGGCAUGAACGUCCAGUGGCAUGUCUCAAACACUCGGCAUGCUCGUAGCUGUGACGUGAGGUGGUAAUAUCGUCGGAAACGAGAAAAUUGUCCGUGUACGAAACGUGAAAAACUUGGGGAAUAUCGUGCGCAGAAAACGAGAAGUUAUUCCCAGAUUGUGAAGAUACGAAAGGUAAGAGACUCGUCUCUGUUUCACCGAUCCGACCGGAGAUUAUAGCAGCGGACAGUUCGUGGUAUCAUCCUCGCCAUCGUCGUCGUCGAUCGCGAGUGCCAAGUCAAACGGGAACGCGAGAGUACGACUUGCAAGAGGGAAAGAAAAAGGGCAAAAAAACGGUAAAAGAGAGAGAAAGAGAGAGAAAGAGAGAGAGAGAGAGAGAGAGAGGGAGAUUCCUCUCUCUUACGCGCCGAGAGCGAGGGCAACGUCGAGUUCCCACAUUCCUGCGUGCGAAAAACGUCAAGAUCCGCUGCUCGGCAUUAGCAUUACAGCGGCGGCUAAUGCAAGGAGGAAAAGAGAACACGGUGAAACGUGGUUCACCGCUGGUGUACGGUGGUGUACGGAGCCGGCGCUGAACGCGCGUCGCUCGAAACGGGUCGCGGGCCGUUCCGCCUCCGCCACCGUUUUCUUCGUCGUCGUCGUCGUCGCCGUCACCGACCACAGAAUACAGACAGCAGCAGAUCCACAGUUGCAGUCACGACGUCGCUAUAGUGUUCGCGGCUGUCGAGUCUGUUGCGAAUCCCCGCGUCAGUCAGGUUAUCGGACGAUUACGACUGUCGAUUGUCGAUUACCGGUGCGUGUAGCGCGCCAGUUGCUGACUCGAGCGCGUGCCGUUCAGUGCGAACACUGCGAACGGUUGGACCUUGAAGGUGUCGGUGUCACUCCGAAGGGAAGGGAUAGGAGGAAGGAUGCUCCAAUACUAUCCGGAGGGGUGAAAAACGUGUGACGAUACAACGUGUCUUCGUCGUCGCAGUCAUUUCAUUCGUCGUUCGUGUGACGGAUAACACGAGUAGUGUCCGGGAAAUUUUGACAUAAGGUGUUCUGUUUUGUUUGUUUUCCUUAAUUUUCCUUUGUUGUGUUUAAAAGAGAGUUUUGAAGGAACGAGCGGGAAGAUCGUGCCGCAAAAUUCGAGAAUCGGGAGACUGUGCGGCGCGGCACGAAAAAGAGAUUCGUGUGUCGUGAGUGUGUCGAGAGAGGAACGAGGGAAGAAAGUAAAUAAAUAAAUACAUAAAAAAUAAAUAAAGAAGAAGGUGAAAUAUCGUUGCCGGUGAUUGGUGAUGGUGGUGGUGGUGGUACGCCAAGUGCACCUGAUCGAUGCACCCGUGCGAGGGCAACACUACGACACCGUCGCCGUCACCGUCGCUCGCCGCCUCGGGCUGCUCCUCGGCGGCUGGCUGUGUUAACGGUGGAAUUCCGCUCGAGAGGAAUCUGAAAGGCGGGGACUCUGACGUCACUCCGCUCAUAAUAAUGAGGUAUUCAUGAUGGCGGAGUAGUGCGCGCGAGUCAGAAAGAAAGAGACAGAAAGAGAGAGAGAAAGAGAGAGAAAAGCGCGUACACAUAUGCGAGUGUACGCUCCUGAUCACGCUUCUGUGUUCCCUCAGUGUGUGUACAAUACAUUUCAUCCGUCCUCGUCGCUGUAGCGGAGCCGCCGCCGUUCGCCGUCUCGCUCGAUCCCCUCCCUUCCCUCUUCCCCGUUCACCUGCCCUUCUACGGCCGGGUCGGCCGUCCUCUCGUUCCUUCUCUAUCCUUACCCCUCCUCUUCUCUCUCCAUCUUACGCUCCGCGUUUACCUGUCCCAUUCGCUCACCGUCACGUCGCGACCGACGUCGUCGUGCGAGCGUGCCCGCGUGCCGUAUAUGCGGCCGGAGAAGCGUGCGCCCGCAUCCGCGCUCGCGCCCGCGCGCACAGAUAUGCGCCCGUCGACCGCCACCGCACGACGAUAGAGAGAGAGAGAGAGGGGUUUUGGAUGGAUUUAGAGCGCAGUGAAAUAUGCCCAGGAGACGGAAUGGGGAGAUACCGCUUCCGGACGGUUGGGAUGUCGCCCAUGACUUCGACGGGAAGGUGUACUUCAUCGAUCACAACACGCGGAAGACUACGUGGAUCGAUCCACGAGAUAGAUUUACUAAACCACAGACAUUCGCGGAUUGUAUCGGGAACGAGCUUCCCCUCGGCUGGGAGGAGGCCUACGAUAAACACGUGGGCGCCUACUACAUCAAUCAUGUCAAUCAGACAACCCAACUGGAAGAUCCAAGGCAAGAAUGGCGAGCUAUUCAAGAGGCCAUGCUUCGUGACUAUAUGCAGACUGCACAUGAUGUACUCGAGGAGGUGAACUGAGGGCAUGCCGCGAAAUUCCCACGUGCUGCCGGG